CCACUGUCAAGUCUUGCAUUAGCGGACAACCCCACCACAUAUCUGUGAGAAUGGCUGGGCACGCUUUGAGGUCAACGAUUUGAAUCUUAUGGGGCAAUUACGUCUAGCUAACGUUAACUGAGAAGUAAUCGCUGACAGAGGAAUUGUCCCGUGUCAUGGGGGCCGCACAGACCAGGGUACCACAAGCGCGAACGUUCACCAGAGGGUUGCAGACCGUCACAUUAAUCCCUGGAGAUGGAAUUGGUCCGGAAAUUUCUAGUGCAGUCAUGAAGAUUUUCGAAGCCGCAAAAGCUCCCAUUCAGUGGGAAGAGAAAAAUGUCACCGCCAUCAAAGGGCCAGGCGGAAGGUGGAUGAUCCCACCUGAAGCGAAAGAGUCCAUGGACAGGAGCAAGAUUGGCCUGAAAGGGCCUUUGAAGACACCAAUUGCUGCUGGUCACCCCUCAAUGAACCUGCUUCUGAGAAAGACCUUUGACCUCUACGCCAACGUGCGUCCCUGCGUGUCAAUCGAGGGCUACAAGACGCCAUACACGGAUGUGGACCUGGUCACCAUCCGCGAGAACACGGAGGGAGAAUAUAGUGGGAUCGAGCACCUGAUUGUUGACGGGGUGGUACAGAGUAUAAAGCUCAUCACUGAGAAUGCCAGCAGGCGUAUUGCUGAGUAUGCGUUUGAGUACGCCAGAAAUAACCAGAGAGCCAGUGUUACCGCUGUCCACAAAGCCAACAUUAUGCGCAUGUCUGAUGGGCUGUUCCUACGGCAAUGCAGGGAGGUGGCUGAGAAAUAUAAGGAUGUGAAAUUCACAGAGAUGUACCUGGAUACAGUGUGUCUGAAUAUGGUACAAGAUCCCACAAACUUCGAUGUGCUGGUGAUGCCAAAUCUCUACGGUGAUAUCUUGAGCGACCUCUGUGCUGGACUGAUUGGCGGUCUUGGAGUGACACCUAGCGGGAACAUUGGAGCCAAUGGCGUCGCUAUAUUUGAAUCGGUCCACGGCACGGCCCCGGACAUCGCCGGGUUGGACCUGGCCAAUCCCACGGCCCUCCUGCUCAGUGCCGUGAUGAUGCUGCGGCACAUGGGUCAGCACCCCCUUGCGAAGAGGAUCGAGACGGCCUGCUUCGACACCAUCAGAGACAAGAAGGUCCUGACCAAAGACCUUGGUGGAAACUCCAAGUGCUCGGAGUUCACAAAUGAAAUUUGCCGAAGAGUCCAAGAUCUAGAAUGAGUGAAGAUACUGACAGGAGACUGUCUUAACUGCUCUUAAGGCUGGACCAGGAAAACAAAAACCCACAAGCCUAGUAAAGCCCACCUUCAUAUCAUUCUUAUACUAACGCACAAUAUGUACUCCAUGUAUACUGGUUGUACUGUACUGUAUGUAUGUGUGUAUAUAUACAGUACAGUAUGUAUAAAAUAUAUUAAAAUGUAAUGUAUGUGUCUAUUGAAACAGGCGAUGUGACCUGAAAGUUUUAACCAGAACACAAACCUCUCUUGCAUUCUGCAUUCUGUCUUUUGGUUUAUGUGAUUGUGAGAUGUAUUGUUAUUUAAAGGAAACCAAACUGCUUAAAUGUUCUGAUUUAAUGACCAACUUUGGCCUUUGGUCCUAUACAUUUGGUUUUGUUAAACGGGUCUGCUUUAAUCUGCUGAUGAGUCAGUGGUAAAUGUGACCUAAUCUGGUUUCAGAAUUCAUUAUGGUACAUUAAAUUGUGAAAAUAUUUUGAAUGAAA
Messenger RNA from Conger conger (European conger), 1716 nucleotides. RefSeq names its product isocitrate dehydrogenase (NAD(+)) 3 catalytic subunit alpha (gene idh3a). The transcript is spliced from 12 exons. The record is from RefSeq and is a predicted model, not a curated record. Gene Ontology annotation, molecular function: isocitrate dehydrogenase (NAD+) activity; magnesium ion binding; NAD binding. NCBI's taxonomy places the organism in Eukaryota, Metazoa, Chordata, Actinopteri, Anguilliformes, Congridae. Gene Ontology annotation, cellular component: mitochondrion. Bases 156 to 1217 code for a protein of 353 amino acids. Gene Ontology annotation, biological process: tricarboxylic acid cycle; isocitrate metabolic process.